Bufo bufo (common toad) is the source of this 3669-nucleotide messenger RNA. RefSeq names its product oocyte zinc finger protein XlCOF6-like. The record is from RefSeq and is a predicted model, not a curated record. Gene Ontology annotation, biological process: regulation of DNA-templated transcription. The transcript has 5 exons. Gene Ontology annotation, molecular function: RNA polymerase II cis-regulatory region sequence-specific DNA binding; DNA-binding transcription factor activity, RNA polymerase II-specific. The coding region runs from base 480 to 2993 and encodes 837 amino acids. Lineage: Eukaryota; Metazoa; Chordata; Amphibia; Anura; Bufonidae.
CACCGGAGCCAACGUCGGGCCUUUGUCAGGAGGGGAGAAGACUAGUGAUCGUGCGGUGUGUGCUCGGUAGCCCAGGCCGUGAGGAGGAGGGGGCUGCCGGUAUGGCGGUGUAGCGCCGCCCAGCGGGCGCCGGAGGAGGCCGCGUGCGUGGUGUCAUUGUGCUCUGCAGACGUCUUUCAUAGUGAUGGGGACACCGCAUUGUGCACUACACUCAGCCGCUUCAGAACCUCAUUGAGCUGCUGACCUUGGACCUCGAAAUGGUCAAUAUUUUAUUACUCUUCCAAUUAAGAGGCUCCCCGUUGUUAACCUUUUAAGCGCUGGACCUUUGUCCCCCCCCCCCCCCUCCUCUGGAUGUAUAUGACGUCAUCACAUAGUCACAUGACCAGCACCUCUCCGCUGUUCUGAAGGAGAUUGGACAGUAAGUCAUUUCCACAGGCAUUUUGUCACCUAGCCUCUGAGACCCAUGUGAUUUAUAGAAGAUGGAGAUGGAAAAGAAUCACAUGAUGGAGAGAAUCCUAAGCCUUGUCCUGGAAAUUGUCUACUUGCUUAUUGAAGAGGAUUAUAUAAUUGUAAAGCAGUCUGGUGACAAUGUGGUGUACCGGAGCAGCGCCCAGAGUCCCGAUAUGGAGCAAGAAGAGCCCUUAGAAAAGAGCAAGAAAAACAGUAAGGUGGCAGAACUCACCAACAAAGUGCUGCAGCUUCUGACUGGAGAGUCACAUAAUGACAUGGAUUGUGAAGAAGCAGAAAACAAGGAUGAAGAGAAGAAAAAGGCAGGCAAUAUUCAGCCUGGAUUUGACAGGUCAUCUGCUGUCAUGCCUGGAAUUCAACGCCCAUCUGGUCUGGUGUGUCUUAAGAAAGAAAGGCCUGAUGUCGACGUCCCCCAUAAAAUCUCCAUGUCCUUGUGCCAAGAUAGCGCAACACAAACCGAGGAAACCAGCACCAGUGAAAAUGGACUUCUCCCUGAAAUUUACAUACAUGUUCCUAUUGACCAGACCGAAUAUUUAUCUGUUUGUAAGAAGGGGGGAGCUGGAUCUGAUGACGCGGCAUUCCUAGCUAGUAACAUUUGUAAUCCCCUGGUGCAUACAGUGGUGCACAGCAGCGCCGAGGAGCAUUUACUAACCAGUAAAGAAUAUGGAUCUGCUGAUCCUAAACCUACAGCAGCUGAGUAUACAGUUAUUAAAAUUAAGGAGGAACCUGUUGAGUGGGAGGAAGAAGUUUCCAGAUCAGUUAAACUGCCUAUACAGAUUGAGCGCACAGAGACCCAACCUAAGAGCAGCAUUUCUAUAUAUCCUGAAGGUCUAAUGAACCAAGCACCAACACCAUAUACAACCAUGCAGAUUAAGCAAGAACCAGCCACGGAUGGAGAGGGAUCUCUCAUAGAGACAGGCAUAUCUGUAUCAGUAGAGCAAUCGCAACGCCACUUCAUACUGGCUGAGAAUGCCGAAGGGAGUUUCAGGGACACUGACAUCAACACAGGCUCUGAGAACUCCCAAAUAGAUUAUGGCUCUGCCUUCAUAAAAGGGCAAUACUAUGAAGAUGAUGACAUGCAAAAUAAUCCUGCGGAUUUACCAGCUGCUCGUUUAUACCAGGAACCGUAUAUGGAAGAGAUUACAUAUGAAUACUACUCUGCUCAUUCUAGCAACGUACAGCAGAAAAUAGACAAUACGGACAAACCAUUUUCUUGCUCAGAAUGUGGAAAAUGUUUUAAAUACAACAGUCUUCUCCUCCACCACUCUAAAUCCCAUCAGAAGAAGCCCCUGAUAUGCUGUGAAUGUGGGAAACAGUAUUCUUGUAAGACGGAGUUCGAUAUACAUCAGAGAAUUCACACUGGUGAAAAGCCUUUUGUCUGCUCCGACUGUGGGAAAGGCUUCCGUAGGAAAUCUCACAUGCUCCGACACCAGCGAAUUCAUGGAGACAAGGAAAUAUAUCCUUGUCCAGAAUGUGGCAAGUCUUUCCAUCGCCAUGAUGUCUUAAACCAACACCGGAAAAUACACAAAACAAACCAAGUGGAGACUUACCCUCCCACCAGCCAGUCUCAGCCACAAAACCCCUGUACUACCUAUGAUAACAUUGAAAGGCUUCCAUGCUCUGAAUGUGGGGAAAGCUUUGAUGAUGUAUCACAGCUUGAGGAACACCAAGUAGUUCAUGCAGGGGAGAAGCCAUUUUCUUGCACAGAGUGUGGCAAAUCAUUCCGUUUUGAAGCCCUUCUGGAAUUGCAUUGGGGUAGCCACAUUGCUGCAGUUUCGUGUCCCGAAUGUGGAAAUAGUUUUGCAAGUCAGAGUCUUCUUAACCAUCACCUGAAGGUUCAUGCAGGAGCAAAUGAUUGCAUUUGUUCAGAAUGCGGCAAAGAAUUUCCCAGUCGGUCCCAGCUGGUUGACCAUUACAGAACACAUACAGGAGAGAAACCAUACAUGUGUCCUGAUUGUGGAAAAUAUUUUCGUAGAAAAGCACAUGUUGUUAGGCAUCGCAAAAUCCACAAGGGCAAUAAACCAUUUUCUUGCCUAGAAUGUGGAAAAUGCUUUGAGAAUCAUGAGUUUCUUGAACGACAUGCAAAAAUGCAUAAGAAGAAAAGACCAUACAUCUGUUCUCAGUGUGGGAAAAGUUACACCAAAAAGUCUCAUCUAGCCAGACACCAGAGGACACACACUAGACAAACCACCCACGCUUGUCCCAGAUGUGGAGAAAGCUUUCAGUAUCCAGCUCUCUUGAGUCAACAUAUGAAACUCCACACUGGAAAAACGGACUAUAAUUGUCCUUGUUGUGAAAAGACCUUCACUUCUGAAGUGGCUCUCCUUAAACAUCAGAAAACCCAUUCAAAUGAAAAAUCUUUCAUCUGCGUUGAAUGUGGGAAAAGUUUCACCUUUUAUUCCCAUUUCAUGAGGCAUCAGACCAUGCACACAGGAGAAAAGCCUUUUGAGUGUACAGAGUGUGGAAGGCGAUUCACCCGAGAUUCACAUCUAGUCCGACACCAGCGAGUUCACAACAACCUAUAAGCUGCAAUGCUUGUGAUAAGAGUGAACAAAAAAAAAAUCCCGGACCUGUUAAAGUCUAUGAAAUGUAUUAUUUAUUUAGUCCUUUUUUUAUUUCAUAAAUGUUUCUGGAAUGUGCAUGGAACCUUAAACUAUAGAUUUGAUUCCACCUUCUGUUUGUUUCUAAUUUUAUAUUGUCAAUGUAAAAUAAGAAAAAAAAAUCUGCUUUUAUGUUAUUGUGACACACAGUCCAGGGGGUUUGGUUUCAUUUGUGAUCCCAUUGACUGAGUGAGUAUAAUGUAUUAAUGUUCUUAUGAAAAAGGUAAAACUGAAUGUUUCAGGCAGCUGUAAUUUAGCCAGAGAAAUACACCCCAAAUAUAAGUCUCAAGGUAACAGGUGAGGGGCUAGGUCCAAAAUGGCAGAAGAUGGGUGCAUGAAGUAGAGUUAUGGUAAAAUAUCAUUAACGUACAGUAACCUGGCACCUGAAAUCUCAGGGAAGUACUUUCCUGCACAGUGUCUUGUGGUUGAGAGAGAGUACUAAGUACCUUUGCACCACUUAAGAGGUAGAGAAGACAAACUGCAAGACAGUGGUCCAGAAGUCCAGUAGAGUUUUUGCAUCUCCCCGCACCCCUUCACAGCAGCAUUUGUCUAGAAAUACUUGUGAACAACCAUGGGGACUGGAUACAAUCAAGUCCCAAUU